This is a messenger RNA of Gadus macrocephalus (Pacific cod), 1242 nucleotides long. RefSeq lists its product as uncharacterized. Bases 377 to 1048 code for a protein of 223 amino acids. Lineage: Eukaryota; Metazoa; Chordata; Actinopteri; Gadiformes; Gadidae. The record is from RefSeq and is a predicted model, not a curated record. The transcript has 7 exons.
CGCGCAGCUCUGUGUCUCUCUCUCUCUCUGUCUCUGUCUUUCUCUCUCUCUCUCUGUCUUUCUCUGUCUCUCUCUCUGUCUUUCUCUCUCUGUCUUUCUCUCUCUCUCUCUGCCUCUCUCUCUCUCUCUCUCUCUCUCUGCCUCUCUCUCUCUCUCUCUCUCUCUCUCUCUCUCUCUCUCUCUCUCUCUCCAUAAGUUUAAAUAAAGAAAUAAUGGCCCCAUUGUUUGCAGUUCACCGUACACGCAGCUGUCAAUAUGCAUCACUAUCAUUGUUUACAAUCGGUGUAGGUUCGCCCAUACAAAGGCAGCUCUGUAUUUUAGGCAAAAUAGAGAGGCUCUCGCCUCCCACAUCUCCACACUUCAUGAUCAGGGACCUAUGAUGCCAUGGGAGAUGAUGGCAGUGAAGGAGGUGCUUUUGUGGUGUUUUCUGGGCGCUCUGCUUGUGUCGGGGGUUGGAUCGUUGUGUGUUCCCUCUCAGUGUCUUGAUUGUGAAAAAACAACAAAAGUUCCGGCACUGAACGAAUCCUCAGAGGUUUGCGAUGUCUGCGCAAAUAACACAUGCUUUUCUGUCCUCAAACUUGAUGUUAUGGGCUCACACCAGUCGUACUCCCCAAGACCAGAUGCCACGGCCCAUCUGAACCCCAGCUCCGAAUAUUCCGUGAAUGAGGGAGACAACCUCAUUCUGCACUGCGACCACAACCUGCCGUUAGUGGACCUGUUUGAGUGGCUGCGGGACGGGGAAGUGCUCGAAUGCUCGAAUGUCAGCAAAGUCACACUGAAGGCGUUCAGCACGGCCAAGGGAGCCUACCGAUGCAGGGUCCGAAGUCCCUGUGGCAACUUCACCUCCGAGGAACAGCAGCUGGAUGUUGAAGACGGCAGUGUGCUCUUGGUGGUACUGUGUGGUUCCUGUGCCGUGGUGUUGGUGCUGGGGAUGGGAGCCUCCAUGAAGUACAAGCAGAAGAAAGAGCAAGCUGCUCAAAAGAGGCGACAGGAGGAGCGCGCCAAGGCACUCCAGAUGACCUCAAGCAUGACUCCGAGAAAUAGCUGAAAAAGUUUGUUUAAAGUCGUGGUGGGUGUGAACUGGGCCAGGGGCGAUUCUAGGUUGCAUUAACAUCCGGGGCUUAGCCCAGUGGGAAAAGAAAAGGAUCCCUUUGCGCAUUCAAUUAUUUUUUUUUUGUCCGCUUUAUUGUGCAUGCAAAUGUUUUCUGAAUGCUUUACCUAAAUAAACAAAAAUACGCGGUU